CUAUUCUCGGGAAUAUACUUGCUCCCUACUCCAGUGCAUCUCUCUUACUAUAAAUUGAUUAGCGCGAAGACUCGACUCUCUCCGAAUUCUCUAUGUAAAUUUCUAUUACUGAAAGACGUGUUCGAUUUGAUAUACUAAACUAUUUGGUGAAAAAUCAUUUACACGUGACUGCUGAUUUUAUUUCAUUCUUCUAGAACAUUCGAACACGAAUUUGUCGAUCAUCAAUCUCAGGCUGGCUUUAGGCGAGGAAUUUCUGAAAUAUGUUACAUUAGCUGUAUGCAAAGAAGAACUUUUUGCUAAUGGCUUCAAGAGCAAUAUUGAGAAGGAAGAGGAACCUCUUUGAUUCUACUGUGAGACCUCAUACUUUCAUUCGAGGUUUUUCGAGCUAUGAGAACUGUGGAUCUUCUAAGGCUUCUAAUGCUUGGGAUUGGUGCUCUACAGUAACUCAUCAAUCUCAAAAUGCAGAUAACAAAAAGGAAAGAAAUUCAAGUCCACUAACCGAAAAUGAGUUACUAAAAGUAUGGGGAAAACAUGUCCUAUCCAAUUCAUCUGAAAUUCCAGCCCUGGGUCUGAGAAUAGGAAGAUAUGGGUCUCUUUCUCCUUUGGGGACCAGGUGGAUGACAGACCAUCAACGAUAUUCGACAGCUGCAGCAGGUCAACCUGAUUUCGGUAAAGGAAAUGAUAAGGAUGAAGAACCAACUGUUAGACAGAAGAAAGAAGCUUCACCAGAAGAAUGUGAUGAAGCAGUUGAAGAUUUAACCAUGGCCAAAGCCAAAGCAAAAGCAAAACAGCUGCAAGAUUCACAGAAUGGUAUUCAACCUAUACUUAAGAAAAUUUGGGCUGUGCUAUUAGGGAUUGGUCCUGCUUUGAGAGCUGUUGCUUCAAUGAGCAGGGAAGAUUGGGCAAAAAAGAUGCGACAUUGGAAGGAUGAAUUUAAGUCAACAAUGCAACACUAUUGGUUGGGCACCAAACUGCUUUGGGCUGAUGUUAGGAUAUGUUCAAGACUGUUGUUGAAGACAGCCAAUGGGAAGAGUCUUUCCCGGAGGGAAAGGCAACAACUAACACGGACAACAGCUGAUAUUUUUAGGCUGGUUCCUGUUGCAGUGUUUAUUAUUGUUCCAUUUAUGGAGUUCUUGUUGCCGGUAUUCCUGGCAGUGUUUCCCAACAUGCUGCCAUCAACCUUCCAAGAUAAGAUGAAAGAAGAGGAGGCUCUGAAAAGGAAGCUGAAUGCUAGGAUUGAAUAUGCGAAGUUUCUACAAGAAACAGUUAAAGAGAUGGCAAAGGAAGUUAAAAACUCACGAAGCGGAGAACUAAAGAAUACAGCAGAGGAUCUUGAUGAAUUUAUGAAUAAGGUCAGAAGGGGUGCUAGUGUAUCUAAUGAAGAAAUUUUAGGAUUUGCCAAGCUGUUUAAUGAUGAGCUCACUUUGGAUAAUAUCAGCAGACCGAGGUUGGUGAAUAUGUGCAAAUAUAUGGGCAUCAACCCCUUUGGAACUGAUGCAUAUUUGCGAUUCAUGCUUCGAAAGAGGCUUCAAAAGAUCAAGAAUGAUGACAAGAUGAUUAAAGCAGAGGGCGUAGAAUCCCUUUCGGAGGAUGAGCUCCGUCAAGCCUGUCGAGAACGAGGCUUACUUGGAUUACUUUCAGUAGAAGAAAUGCGGCAGCAG
This is a messenger RNA of Nicotiana tabacum (common tobacco), 1661 nucleotides long. The record is from RefSeq and is a predicted model, not a curated record. Lineage: Eukaryota; Viridiplantae; Streptophyta; Magnoliopsida; Solanales; Solanaceae.